Messenger RNA from Rhagoletis zephyria (snowberry fruit fly), 322 nucleotides. RefSeq names its product DEAD-box helicase Dbp80-like. Gene Ontology annotation, molecular function: ATP binding; nucleic acid binding. Lineage: Eukaryota; Metazoa; Arthropoda; Insecta; Diptera; Tephritidae. The record is from RefSeq and is a predicted model, not a curated record.
UUUGUAUUUCACCCACAUACGAACUAGCAAUUCAAACGGGGGAGGUUGCUGCUAGAAUGGCGCAGUUUUGUCCAGAUAUUAAACUAAAGUUUGCAGUCCGUGGCGAAGAAGUUACUCAUAAUUGCAAGCUAAAGGAUCACAUAGUUAUUGGGACACCUGGAAAAAUAUUAGAUUGGGGAUUAAAAUACCGCGUUUUCGAUUUGAAAAAAAUACGAGUAUUUGUUCUGGAUGAAGCUGAUGUAAUGAUUGCAACGCAAGGCCAUCAUGAUCAAUGCAUUCGCAUCCAUAAGUAAGUACGUUUUUUUUUAAAUUUACCAUUGCG